AUGGCUUUCCGUGCACUCACGCGCUGUCGCGCUCUGCCAAGCGGCGCCGCUAGACGCGCAACAUGGCAGCCGAUUUUGUCGGGAACCAGGUCAUCAAGACUCAACUCCUUCCAAUCAGUUCACACGGCACCAUCACCAACAAAGAAAAGGGGUAGAUUUAUCCCACUUCAGCUUCUCGUCCUUGGCGCGAUACCGCUCUUUGCCGGGUACCUCAUCGGCCGAUCUGGUACCCCGGCCCCGGACGCUGGCGCUCAAGGAAUGUUAUCACACGUGGAUUUCGCGAGCCGGAAGGAUAUGGUGAAGGCGGCCAAAGAUAUUUCCGAUGCUCUCGGUGAAGACGCGGUUAGCUUCGACGAGGAUGAGAUUGAGCUGCAUGGACACUCUGACUGGUCCACGUCCAACUCGAGCGGUCGACCCGUGGCUAUCGUCUACCCCCGGACGACGGAGGACGUCUCUCGGAUAGCCAAGAUUUGCAACAGGUACAAUGUGCCCAUGGUGCCGUUUGGCGCCGGCUCCUCCGUCGAGGGAAGCUUCUCAUCGCCAUAUAGCGGUAUCUGCAUCGACUUUGUGCACAUGGACAAGAUUAUCGCUUUCCACCCAGACGACAUGGACGUCGUCGUCCAACCAGGCGUAAACUGGGUAACCCUUAACAAAACAAUCGAAUCCUCGGGCCUCUUCCUCCCGCUAGACCCCUCGCCAACCGCCCUGAUCGGCGGCAUGGUCUCCACCAACUGCAGCGGCACCAACGCCUUCCGCUACGGCACGAUGAAGGACUGGGUCGUCAACCUGACGGUCGUCCUCGCCGACGGGCGCGUCAUCAAGACCCGCCGCCGCCCGCGCAAGAACUCGGCCGGGUAUAACCUGACGAGCCUCUUUGUGGGCGCCGAGGGCACGCUGGGGAUCGUGACGGAGGCGACGGUGAAGCUGGCGGUCGUGCCGGCGGAUACGGGCGUCGCUGUGGUGUCGUUUGGUACGAUGGAGGAAGCGGCGAGGGCGGCGACGGGGCUGAUUCGGAGUGGGGUGCCGCUGGGGGCGUUGGAGUUUUUGGAUGAGGUGCAGAUGCGGGUUAUUAAUCGGCAUGGGAGCGAGGCUGUUAGGAAGACGGCGUGGGAGGAGAGUCCGACGUUGUUUUUGAAGUUCUCGGGGACCCCAGACGGCAUCAAGGGAGAUAUUUCUCGGGUCAAGGACAUUGUGCAGCCGUUCAAACCGCGCAAGCUAUUCUUCGCCAGAGAUAAGCAGGAAGAGGCGGAUCUCUGGGCCGCGAGAAAAGAGGCUCUGUGGACGAUGACGUCCAUCAUGCCCGAAGGCUAUUCAAUCUGGUCAACUGAUGUGGCUGUACCAAUUUCGAGGUUGGCCGAGAUCAUCACAUUGUCAAAGGAGGACUCUGGAAAGCUGGGCCUUUUUGCCAGCGUCAUUGGCCAUGUUGGAGACGGCAACUUUCACCAGGCUGUCAUGUAUGACCCGAAGAACGAGGAGCAACGGGCCUCAGUUGCCAAGUGUGUCCAUGAUAUGAUGGGCCGAGCUUUGGAGAUGGAGGGUACUGUUUCGGGAGAGCAUGCCAUUGGUAUUGGAAAGAAGGAUUGUCUUGUCGAUGAGCUCGGCGUUGAUGCUAUUGACUUUAUGAGGACGCUGAAGCAGGCUGUGGAUCCAAAAUGGAUCAUGAAUCCUGGAAAGGUUUUUGACCUUCCCAGCAACUCAAAAGCUGUUGCUGCGUCAUGA
Molecule: messenger RNA, 1719 nt
Organism: Colletotrichum orchidophilum
Lineage: Eukaryota; Fungi; Ascomycota; Sordariomycetes; Glomerellales; Glomerellaceae
Product: glycolate oxidase
Exons: 8
Coding region: 1-1719 (572 amino acids)
Biological process (GO): lactate catabolic process
Cellular component (GO): mitochondrion
Molecular function (GO): D-lactate dehydrogenase (cytochrome) activity; D-lactate dehydrogenase (NAD+) activity; FAD binding
Source: RefSeq, a predicted model, not a curated record